GUCACAACAUUCUCCAGACACCAUGACAGACGACUACGAGCCUGGCCACCCCGACGCCACGAUUCUCGUGCUACACGAAGCCGAGCUCGAUCCGUCUCCGUUUCUCUCUCGCAUCAUAGGAGAGGAGACCAACGGAAGCGGCGCCGAGCAAGCGGACUCCGAGGCCGAGGCGGGAUUGACGCCCUGGACGAUCUCGAACAAGUACUACACUGCUUCGGUCUCGUUUCGCGCACACCCGCUGCACCUUCCCCUGCCAGAUCCACACCCCGUUGUCCUCUACCUCUUCUCCGGCGCCGCGCCCAGCCCCCUUCCCCCCGCACUGACGCGUCUUUCCGUCGCAGAUCCGGCGCCAGAUAUCGCGCUCGCAGUGCGUCUCGGAGCCGAUUCCUCUCCAGAAGACGACGAGGAGCGCUUCAAUGAGCUGGGCUUCGAGCUGGUGGAUGAGGCAGGCGAUCCAGAAGACGAUGACGAGCGACCACUCGAUCCUCUCGAGACCGUCCGCCAAACACUCAUGACUCACAUGUGGCCCACGAUGGUGCGCAAGGCUCCCGGCCGCCACGCCGCUGGGCCUGAGCAGAGGUUACCCCCCGGUGCGGAGCCGCGGGAGCGCGUCCCAACCAUGGACUACGCGACCUUCCCCGUCACUUUUGGCGCUGGAGCUGACGGGGUGGAGGAGCGUCCAGCUGGGCCUGCGAGUGACUUCCCCGUUGGAUGUGAUGCCGUGUCACAAGAUCCUGCGGCACAAGAUGCGGACGAGGAUAGCGAUGACGGAUUUGGGGACUUUGAGGGACCCGGUGCGGAGGAGUACGCACGCCUUGACGAGUGGCUCGAUGGCGAUGGCGAUGAGGAUAUGCCUGUCGUCCGGGGCGAGGCCACCUCAACGCACGCCCCCGCGACGGCGCACACCGCCCCAGCCAGCUCUGCUCCUCCCGCUGCUACCCUCAACGGCACCAGCACGGCCCCAACCACUGGCUUCGAGGACGAUUUCGAUGCCCACGAGGCCAGUUCCGACCCCAACCUCCCGCUCGAUCCCACGCCAAUUCUCCUGCAUCUGCAAAAUGUGCGUGCCGAGCUCGCAGACGUCGAGGACGAGGACGAACGGCGCGUGCGUGCGGGCGCCGAGGUCGCGCGUCUGAUGCGCUCCCUAGGUCUUGGAGGGGAUGACCUGGGACUGGACGAGUUUGACGACGACGAUCUCCGCAUGCCAUAACCAACGGCGUGCUGGGGACUGCGAGGUCACCGCCACACGUUCCUACUCGCACUCCUGGACCUGGAGGGUGCGGCUGCAACGCGGCGCACUCAGGGGCAGUGGCUUGCUGACGGGGCCUCCACGCAUGCAUGGUUUAAUGAUAUAUGUACUCCUUUUCCUCGCACCUCGUCUCCGCUAUGCAUUACCACAUCUGCAU
Molecule: messenger RNA, 1406 nt
Organism: Cutaneotrichosporon oleaginosum
Lineage: Eukaryota; Fungi; Basidiomycota; Tremellomycetes; Trichosporonales; Trichosporonaceae
Source: RefSeq, a predicted model, not a curated record